Cucumis sativus (cucumber) is the source of this 946-nucleotide messenger RNA. RefSeq lists its product as uncharacterized. The transcript has a single exon. NCBI's taxonomy places the organism in Eukaryota, Viridiplantae, Streptophyta, Magnoliopsida, Cucurbitales, Cucurbitaceae. The record is from RefSeq and is a predicted model, not a curated record. Bases 149 to 751 code for a protein of 200 amino acids.
AACACGCGGGGUUUUCGGAUUCCAGACUCGUGGAGUGACUCGCCCGCCAACUCGUUUUCCUCAUUGAUUUUUCUUCGAUUCCCCCAAAUUUCUUAAAUCCCUAGUUCUCUCCUACUACGAAAUCCCAAUUCCAAAUCCUUCCAUUCCAAUGGAUUCCUCUCUGGUUGCCGGAACCCUUUCAAUGGUUGCCAACAAUAGCAUCGGCUUCGCAAAACUCCUCAAUCGCCUUGAUUUCGUCUCCAAUUACUGUAUCUCCGUCACCGAUUCAAUCACUGACCAGAUCCCACCGUCUUCCACCGCCGCAGCUCUUCGAUUAUCUGCCGCACUUUUCCCCGUCGCAACCAUUGCUCCGCCCCCUGUUAAAUCGGUUUCCUACCGAUCGGCAUCUCGGACAUUUCUCCGUAGAAAGCGUCGAACGAAACGUAGAUUGUAUAGCGAUGAUUCAGAGGGACGCGAGGACGAUGGAUUUGGUGGCGGCGAUUUUGAUGGACCGAUUGGUGGAGAUGGCGGCGGCAGCGGCGGUGGUAGAGGUUGGAAUUUCGAUAGAUUUGGAGGAAAUGAUUGGGAUGAAUCAUCGUCUUCUUCUUCCUCUUCAAAUCCAGCGUAUUAUUUCGUUUACGAGGUGGUUUGUUGGAUUGCGUUAUCAAAUUGUGUUCAUUUUGCGUUCAAGAAGGUUGUUAGAUUUGCAGCUGAAGCAAUUGGGAAUUCCGAAAGAGGGAAAUUGGCCAUGAGAUUGAUCUCCGUUUGUUGAUUAGUACAAAUUCUCUUUCUCAAUGAUCAUCUUUUAGAAUGGAAAUCUGGGUAUAAAUCUCUUGAAUUCAAUUUGAAAAUUGGUAUGUAUAUAUUUUGUAAAUAAUUAACAUUGUUUUAUAAAUUGGUUGGGAAUUACAUAUUGAAAUCUGUGCCUUAUCAAUCUGAUAAUAACAUUCCUUAGUAGUUAACUCUC